Molecule: messenger RNA, 1998 nt
Organism: Hypanus sabinus (Atlantic stingray)
Lineage: Eukaryota; Metazoa; Chordata; Chondrichthyes; Myliobatiformes; Dasyatidae
Gene: ppp1r2
Product: protein phosphatase 1, regulatory (inhibitor) subunit 2
Exons: 6
Coding region: 358-945 (195 amino acids)
Biological process (GO): regulation of signal transduction
Molecular function (GO): protein phosphatase inhibitor activity
Source: RefSeq, a predicted model, not a curated record
ACAGGACGCUCAGGGUUGCCCCUGCGGACUGUACGCAGGUGUCUGACAAAGCAAUCUGCAUUUGGCCCAUCAAGUGCAGAAGUGAUCACAUCGUACUGCACUGAAUUCAGGCCAUUAGACUGGAAGGAAGAGCGGACAUCAAGCCAACGCCACAACCUCUCAACUACCUCCAGUAGGCAUGGCGCCUCACUUCCGGUGCCUCACAAUGCUCCCGAUCGCAGAAUCCCGCGAGAACUGACCCAUCGCCCGGACGCGCCCGCUCUCGCGAGACUGGCCGCGGCUGCCAUCCGUGGGCAGGUGGGGCGCGAACGCUGGAGAGGAGAGUGGCCGCGACACCAACACCGACACCGCUCGGCCAUGUCGGCUCCCGCCCCUCUCAAAGGGAUCUUAAAGAACAGGAAGGCGGCGCCGUAUCAACGGAACUCGGCUCUAAGUCUGUCCGUCGAGGAAGAGGAGGAGUACAAUAAAAAGACACAAAAAUGGGAUGAAAUGAACAUUCUUGCUACGUAUCAUCCAGAAGGAAAGGAUUAUGGGUUAAUGAAGAUCGAUGAGCCCAGUACACCGUACAACAGGAUAGUAGGAGGUGAUGAUGAUGAUGAAGCUGCAAUGAGUGACUCCGAAUCAAAUAUAAACAUUACUGCAGAAAUACUAGCUAAGAAGUUGACAGCAGCUGAGGGAAUUAAUCCUAAAAUCUUAGAACCAAAGGAAGAAAGUAGUGAAGAAGAGGAAGAAUUAACACCAGAAGAACAAGAAAACAAGAAACAGUUUGAAAUGAAGAGGAAAAUGCACUACAAUGAAGGCAUGAAUAUCAAAUUAGCAAGACAGUUAAUAGCCAAGGAACUUGAAGAUGAAGAGGAGGAUGACUUGAAAGAAUCCCCAGACUUAAAGGACUUUGAAGAUGAUACAGAUGAAGAACUUUCUGAAAAUGAAGAUCCAGAAUCAUAGAACAAAGCCAUUCUUAAACUCUGACACAAAAUAUUCUAGUUAACAGCAUUAGCCAUCAUAAGUUUUUAACUUAUUGAUAUGCUGUUGUGUUUUGUGGACAGUUGAACUUUAAAUCAGAGAAGGCAAGUUUCAUCUGUGCAGUCAGAAUUUGGCAAUUUAUGUAUUUCUACAGUAAUGUAAAUAAAAUAUUUUUGAGAGGUGGGCAGUAGGUUGCCAGUCUGCCUGUAUUUUUGCGUUUGUGCUAGAAUUGGAUCACUGAUGAAACACUUUUCUGGAAAUUGCAAUAGUAGUAUAUUUAUUGCUUGGUGCAUAAAACAGAACGUAUUUCAGCUCCAUAUUUUGAUCGCUUGACAUAUUUCCAUAUGUGUGAUAUUGUGUCGAUAGGUUAAGUUCCUAUUGAUACCUGUGUGGUAUAGUUUUGUUUGCUGUUUAUUUUGAUAUCUUAUUACCAGUUCUAGUUUGUAACAUUUAUUUUGAUUUGGCAAUGGAGCUUGCCUUUUGAAAAGGGUUCAACGAGGAAGUCUUGACUGGGGUUAACUUUCUUUGUUAAGAUAAUUUCAAUGCUGCUGAUGGUGUUAGUUAAAACAAUUGAUAGUUGAUGUUAACAAAGGUACUGUGGCCCUGUUUUUUAAAAGGAAUCUUAUCAAUUGACAGGUGUAAAGUAUUUUAAUAGCGCCAGCAGCAACAACAAUGCACCAAAAGUUUGCUGUAAAACAAAUGUCCUAAUAAAGUUGUUUGAACAUUUAUUGUAAUAAACUGUUUGCAUCAGGGGAUGAAAGGGGUGAAAAGUUACAUGUUUAUGAUCUAAAUGAUGGCAUAGUUCUUGGUCAAAGUGUGCAGUAUAUCCACAAAUUUUGAUUUAAGAAGUGCAUUGGAUUUGGUUUUGACUUGCAUAUGGUUAUAAAGCUUUGAAAGCAAACCAUUUCUAUCAGUGAAACAAGACUAAAUGUUUUAAUUUCAUAGUUGAGUCUAGUUUCUGUAUAAUUGAGGUGAAUUUUCUUUAAGUGUGUAUGCACAAUCUGAAUAUUAGUAAAUGUAACAUUUAACAAGUAA